ACAAAAUACAACUCAAUCUUCUCACUAGAAUCACUCCAAGAUAGCAUUAUUGCCUCCCCAUAUUCCAACUCCCCAAUUCACACACACCCAACAAACAAACCAUGGAAGACCUUGGUGACGAAUACAAACAUUACUGGGAAACAAACAUCUUCCUCCAAACUGAAGAAUUUGACAGAUGGGCAUUGGACGAGCCGAUUUCGGGUUACUCCGAUUCGAGUUCCCCGGACGGAGCAAAAUCGUCGUGGCCGGCGUCGAAAAAUAUAGUCUCGGAAAGGAACAGGAGGAAGAAGCUGAAUGAUAGGCUCCUGGCACUAAGAGCAACAGUCCCCAAAAUUAGCAAGAUGGACAAGGCAUCGAUAAUCAAAGAUGCAAUAGAUUACAUCCAGGAGUUGCAUGAGCAAGAGAGAAGAAUCCAAGCAGAGAUAUGGGAACUGGAAUCCGGAAAAUCGAAGAAAAGCAUGGAUUUUGAGUUGGAUGAAGAGAUGCCCAUGAGAUUGAAGAAGAAGAGAAUGGAUGAUAAUGAAAAUGGGUGUAGAAGAACAUCUCCGAUUGAAAUUCUUGAAUUGAGGGUGUCUUAUAUGGGAGAGAGAACAGUUGUAGUGAGCUUGGCAUGCAGGAAAAGAACAGACACAAUGGUGCAGCUGUGUGAGGUUUUUGAAUCAUUGAAGCUCAAAAUCAUUACAGCCAACAUCACAGCUUUUUCUGGGAGGCUUUUGAAGACGGUCUUUGUUGAGGCUGAUGAGGAGGACAAAGAUGAUUUGAGGAAAAAGAUUGAAACUGCCAUAGCAGCUCGAAAUGAUCCAGAAAGCCCGAUUAGCAUCUAAUUCCAAUUCAAGAACCUGCAUCUACAAAUCUUUGUAAUAUGUUUGGUAGUAUGGAAUUCGUGGCUUCCUAAUGCACUUUAAAAUUGGAGAAAAUUCAACUUAAACUAUAAAUGAAAUUUUUUCCCAAUUUUAAAACAAAGCAUCAAUUCGUCAUCCUUGAAAUUGUAAUUUAGUUAUGGGUUCCAAACUACCAAACAUGAUGUUUAUACAACGGAUGAAUGAUUUCUCACCAUGAACUUUCAUGUUUAAUAAAUUAAGAUUUUUAUUUUUUGUUGA
This is a messenger RNA of Cornus florida, 1100 nucleotides long. Its product is annotated as transcription factor bHLH35-like. Gene Ontology annotation, molecular function: sequence-specific DNA binding; DNA-binding transcription factor activity; protein dimerization activity. Gene Ontology annotation, cellular component: nucleus. The coding region runs from base 102 to 824 and encodes 240 amino acids. The transcript is spliced from 5 exons. Gene Ontology annotation, biological process: regulation of DNA-templated transcription. Lineage: Eukaryota; Viridiplantae; Streptophyta; Magnoliopsida; Cornales; Cornaceae. The record is from RefSeq and is a predicted model, not a curated record.